This is a messenger RNA of Gasterosteus aculeatus aculeatus (three-spined stickleback), 1824 nucleotides long. NCBI's taxonomy places the organism in Eukaryota, Metazoa, Chordata, Actinopteri, Perciformes, Gasterosteidae. The record is from RefSeq and is a predicted model, not a curated record.
ACACUCACACACACACACACACCUGGUCGGCUCUUGCUGAAGCAGCAGUUUGCUCGAGGGGGAGCGUAGAAGGUCUGCUGGAUCUGGUCUCACAGAGGAGGACAUGGAGGAGAAGGCCGGGGAGUACUUGGUGCAGAGGAGAGUUCUGGAUGAGGUGCGUCUGGAGGAAGUGGCCCAGAAGGGGACGUGGUCCACGAAACCGACGGCGGGGGAACGGGUGAAGGAGUCUUUGAGGUGUUCGGGGCCCCGGCUGAAGCAGACGGCGCAGAGCUGGAUCCCGGUUCUCGGCUGGCUGCCUCGCUACUCCUUCAGAGACAACGCCAUCGGAGACCUGAUCUCCGGCUGCAGCGUGGGCAUCAUGCACCUGCCGCAGGGCAUGGCCUACGCCCUCCUGGCCUCCUUGGGCCCGGUGUACGGCCUCUACACCUCCCUCUACCCGGUGCUGAUCUACUUCAUCUUCGGUACCUCCAGGCACAUCUCCAUUGGUACCUUCGCCGUGAUCAGCAUCAUGGUGGGCAGCGUGACGGAGCGGCUGGGUCCGGACGCCAACUUCCCGAUGAACGGCACCAACGCGACGGGGAACGUGGACCUGGACGCGCGGGACAGGUUCAGGGUUCAGGUCGCCUGCUCCCUCACCGUGCUGGCGGGACUCUUUCAGAUCCUGUUGGGCGUGGUGCGGUUCGGCUUCGUGGUCACCUACCUGUCCGAGCCGCUGGUUCGAGGCUACACCACGGGGUCGGCGUGUCACGUGUGCGUGUCCCAGCUCAAGUACCUGUUCGGGGUCACGCCGAAACGCUUCACCGGCCCGCUCUCCCUCAUCUAUACUCUGGUGGAUAUCUGCCGCCUGCUGCCGCAGACCAAGGUCCCGGAGCUGGUGGUCAGCCUGGUCGCUUUGUCUGUUCUCAUCGUGGUCAAAGAGAUCAACGCCUGCUACAGGCAGAAGCUGCCUCUUCCCAUCCCCAUAGAGAUCAUAGUGAUCGUAGCAGCAACAGUCAUCACGCACUUCGGAGGACUGACGAGUAAAUACAACAUCGAUGUGGUUGGAGAGAUUCCCAGUGGGCUAAAAGCCCCCAAAGCUCCAGAUACCGGGUUGUUCCUGGAGGUGAUCGGCGAUGCUUUCGCCGUGGCCAUCGUGGGCUACGCCAUCAACAUCUCUCUGGGCAAAACAUUCGCUCUCAAACACGGCUACAAGGUGGACAGCAACCAGGAGCUGGUGGCUUUGGGUCUCAGUAACGCCAUCGGCGGAUUCUUUCAGUGUUACUCCGUCACGGCGUCUUUGUCCCGCAGCCUCGUCCAGGAGAGCACAGGCGGCAAGACGCAGGUUGCCGGGUUGAUCUCGUCCGUCAUCGUGCUCGUCACCAUUUUGAAAAUAGGCUCUCUCUUCUCAGAUCUCCCCAAGGCCGUCUUAUCCACAAUAGUGUUUGUGAAUUUGAAAGGAAUGUUCAAGCAGUUCACGGACGUGCCUCUGCUGUGGAAGACCAACAAGGUGGAUCUGGUACGACUGCAUCCGACCGUCCGACGAGUGCCGACAAACCGCAGUCACACAAACAGCAAGUUACGCCCCCAUAGAGCUCAGUGACGGCGCGUCUGUCUUUACAGCAGAAAGCAGCACGUUUACAUCCCGGUACGAAGACGCGGUUUAGUCCCCAAAGCUAAUUUCGUUGCUCAAAACAACCGCACGAGGGUCGAAUGUUCAUGUUAACAACAGAGAAUUGUGACGUCUCAGAGCCGACGUCCACGGUGACUGAAAGUAAAGAACAUCUGCUCGUGACUGUGUGAACCUGGUUGAACUUUGACCCCCCCCCCCCCCUCCUCCCGCUGGGG